AUGCGAGGCAGCUUGCUUGCGUUGGCCGCCCUGCUGGCGCCUCUCUGCGCAGCACAGGCAAAUGGAAACUCGACCCAGUCGACGCCGAAGCCGGACAAGGACGGGAAGUACUGGAUCUAUGGCAAAGGAAUCUCAGCGGCUUUCGUGCCUUAUGGAGCAUCGAUAGCCAACCUGAUGAUACAUGACAAGCACGGCAUCGAGAGGGACAUCGUCACGGGCUUUGACAACGCCACCUUCUUCACCGAGGACAAGAAGCAUGAUCACUUUGGUGGCAUUCCCGGCAGGUAUGCGAACCGCAUCAAGAACAGCACCUUUGAGAUCGACGGUGUGCAGUACAAGAUUCGGCCCAACGAACACAAGACGGCAGAGUACCCCGAGGGCCUCAACACCCUCCAUGGAGGUCCCAAUGGGUGGGACUGGCGUAACUUCACUGUCGUCUCGCACUCCAACGACAGUAUCACCUUCUCCAUCCACGAUGCUGAUGGCGAGGAGGGCUUCCCCGGUGAGGUGGUGUCGUAUGUCACCUACACCUUGAAGGACAUGCAGUGGGACUUCAAGAUUGUCGCCCUAUCCCUGACCAAGAAGACUCCCAUCAUGUUGACCAGCCACACCUAUUGGAACCUUGAUGGCUUUUCCAACAACGAGACAAACACCAUCUUCAACCACACCUUCCACAUGCCCUAUGGUGGCCAGAGGGUUGCCGUUGACAACAUCCUCAUCCCAACCGGCGACAUCCUAGCCAACCAGAAAUACUCAGUCAACGAUUUUUGGAGCGCACCAAAGCAGAUCGGCGCCAACCAGACAUCACCUGAGCUGCUUGGCAACUGCGGUUUCAACUGCACCGGAUACGACAACUGCUGGCUUGUCAACCGUGACCAGAGCGGCCCCUUCGAUUGGCGCGAGAGCGGACCCGUGGCGACCCUGUCUUCAGACUGGUCUGGCAUCAAGCUUGACAUCUACACCGACCAGGAGGCCUUCCAGAUGUACUCAUGCGGUGGUCAGGACGGCACUAUGCCACUGAAGAAGACCCAGGGUAUUACCGACAACCCGGAUUUCCCUCGCACCAUUCCCAAGUAUGGCUGCGUUGUGCUCGAGGUGCAGGACUACAUUGACGCCAUCAACCAGCCCAGCUGGGGACGUCAAAAGAAGCAGAUCUUUGGUCCCGGCGACGACCCGUACGUCGUGCAGGCCAGCUACCGCUUCAGUGUGCAGUGA
Molecule: messenger RNA, 1215 nt
Organism: Pyricularia pennisetigena
Lineage: Eukaryota; Fungi; Ascomycota; Sordariomycetes; Magnaporthales; Pyriculariaceae
Exons: 2
Coding region: 1-1215 (404 amino acids)
Biological process (GO): beta-D-galactose catabolic process via UDP-galactose, Leloir pathway; glucose metabolic process
Molecular function (GO): aldose 1-epimerase activity; carbohydrate binding
Source: RefSeq, a predicted model, not a curated record